AUGGCGGCCGCAGACGUAGACAUUGCCUACGUCGCAGGCCACCUCGGCCUCGACCAGCCUGUUAUCGCGUCUUUGACGACAGAGCCUACUGUUGAUCUCGUUAACAUUAUUCUAAAGGCUGUUGCAGCUAAAGCCCACGAGUUUGAUACCCUCUACGCCGAAAAGCUUCAGACCGACAUUGAGCUCGAGAACGCGGUGCGCAGCUCCGAAACGCGAUCGCAAACUUUCAAGGCUACUGCAGAUAAGGCCCUCAAAGAUGUUGAAGAGGCUAGGCAGCUCCUACAGGACGAAGAAACGAAGCGACAGUCUGUCGAGAACGAACUCCAAGUCCUCAAGGCUAAGAAAUCCGACUACGAUGCCGAAAUCAAGGCUCUCAAUGAUAAGAUUGAGACCCUCCAGUCAUCGAACCGAACCAAUCUGAGCAUCAUCGAAUCCAACAACAAGCGCGACCAGACCGUCACCGAAGAACUUACCAAGCAGCAUCAACGGAAUGUCGAGCUCUCUCGCGAAAUCACAGCUCUGCAACAGUCGGAGCAGAAUGCGCGAGGACAACUCAACAGCGCCAAGUACAGAGAAGAAUCACUCCAACAGCAGCUCGAUCUCGCCCGAAAGAACAGCGAAUGGCUAGAGAACGAACUGAAGACCAAGAGCGAGGAAGGCCUCAAAUACCGAAAGGAGAAGGGUGCUCGUAUUGCCGAGCUUCAACGACAGAAUGAAGACAUUCAAUCUCAAAUGGAUACCAUGAAGCGAACCGAACAGCAACUCCGUGAUCGUCUCACUGCCAUGCAAGCUAGGGCCGAUGAAGCUUUGGUAAAGGUUCAGAACCAGGAGGGGAGCUAUGCAUCGACGAUUGAGAGCUAUAAACAUGAACUCGAGUCUCAAAAACGUUUGGCUGAAAUGUCCGAUUCCCUGGGUAAGAAGCAUCAAGAGCGAGUACGUGACCUCGAGGCAGAGAAAGAGCGACUUCGGGACAACUAUGAAAACGAACUUCGACGUGUUCGAUCCGAGCUCGAGCAAGAACGAGAGAACAACGUACAAAUGGAGGAAAAAAUCAACCAACUUCAAGCCGAGAUCGAUGAGCUUCAGGUGCGCAUGGAGCAGCAGGCACCGCCGCCUGAGUCUGCACCACAGACUCCCCGUGCCAACGGUGCUCUUAUGCGACCCUCUUCUCCUUUUGCGACACCCGGUUCUAUUAGAGGCAAGGGCGCGAUUACCGCCACGCAGGCUCUUGACCAGCUGUACCAAGUCAAGGGCCAGCUGGCCACCGAACGACGUCGCAACCAGCAGCUUUCUGAAGAGCUAGACAAUAUGAUGUCCGCUUUGGAGGCGAAGGCCCCCGAGAUGCAGGAGCUCCAGUCCGAGGCUGAGACACUCCGAGAAGAGAUCACCCGUAUGUCAGAGCUGUCGCAACAGAGCUUCGAAGAGCGCGAUACUGCUAGACGAGCGGCCAGAAAGGCCGAAGGCGCCCUUGCAACAGCGCAGUCUGAGACGAACAUCCUGCGAACUCAACUCCGUGACCUUGGUACUCAGAUCAAUAUGCUUUUGUUCCAGAUUCACGCCAUGGAGAAGGGCAUGGAUCAGCUUACCGAAGAGGAGACUUUCCGUCUUCAACAACUACAGAAGGGAGAGAUUUCUGAGGAGGCAUUGUCAGAUAUGUCCGAUACCCACCAGUUCAUCACUCAGAAGUUGGUGGUUUUCAAGGACAUCCAGUCUUUGCAGGCGAAGAACGAGGAGCUGCUACGCAUCACACGCGAACUUGCCGAUCAACUGGAAAGUGAGGAGGCACUUGCUGAGAAGCACCAGGCCAAACAAGAUCACGAUAUGGUUGAGAAGCUUCAGCAGGAGCUCGAGCAUAUGGUUGAAGAGACAAGGUCGAUCAAGAAGACUAUGGAAAGCUACAAGACGGAGCGCGACAUGUUCCGAAGACUCCUGCAACAACGAGGUGUGCACGGGGACGAAGCCUCGAUGAUGCGAAACUCUAUCGCUGGUGGCGAGCGAUUGCCUUUGGCCAGUAUCGAGGCAACUGAACAAACCGAGACUCUCAACGAGGCCUUGCGUAAGCUCCAGUCCGAAUAUGACAAUUACCGCGACGCCCAAGAUGGAGUUCGUAAGGACAUGCGCGACCAGCUUGACGCUCUGUCAGCCGAACGAAACGCCCUGCAGACUGACAAAGUGAAGCUUCACGGUGAAGUACGACUUGAGUCCGAGAGACGUGAAAUGCUGAACAACAAUUAUGUUGCACUUCAAAAUGAAAACCAUGAGCUUCAAAAGCGAAGUCAGAUCUUGUCCGAGACCGCUGCUAAGCAGGAUAUUCGAACGCAGCAGGUGGCCGAAGAGCUCAUCGAAGCUAAGGGCCUGCUCGAUAGUGUCCGCAACGAGACUGCCAACCUCAAGGCUGAGAAGAAGCUUUGGAAAGAUAUUCAGGACAGGUUGAGUAGGGAUAACGAGAAUCUCAUCGAGGAAAAGAACCGCUUGAACAACUUGCUUGCAACUCAACAAUCCAUCGAGAACGAGCGUAACAUGGCCGAUUCUGAAUCACGACGUAAAGCGCAGGCUAAGAUUGAAAGCCUUGAGCAGGAACUGAGUGACGCUCAGAGGAAGCUUAACUACGAAGCGGAGGAAACCAAGAAGCUGCAGCUCAGAAAGGAGUACGAGUCGAAGGAGUCACAGAAGCGAAUUGACGAGCUUAUGACGAGCCUGAGCCAGAUUCGCGAGGAGCACGUCGCCGUCAAGACAAGUAGAGACCAUCUCCAGGCUCGUGUUGACGAGUUGACAGUCGAGGUGCGAAACGCUGAAGAACGAGCCGGACGACUUCAACCUCGGCCUACUCCUCGACCCGGAACUAUCGAGGUUAGCGAACAACAACAGCAAAUGGAGAAUGAGAUCCAGGAGCUCAAUGUCGAAAUUUCGGAUCUCAAGCGGGAUUUGGAUAUGGCCAACACCCACCUCGAGAAUGCCAAGACCCAGGCAGAACAGUUCAGGGAGCUUAGCCAGGCUAACGAAGAAGCCCUCGAAGACUUGCGAGGAUCACAAGAACAAUACCAACAGGAAAUGGAAUCACUCAUCGAGGAGAAGGACGCUAAGAUCAAGGAGCUUGGCCAACGUGCUGAGGAUUUGUCUGCGGAACUGUCCCGUUCCAACACCGAGCUGUCCAGCCUACGUGAUUCCCAAGGUGAGGUCGCACGCCGCUACGAGGACGAGAAGACAAUCUUGCAGGAGGAGGUGAACAGACUUAAAGAGGAGAGCGCAAGGCAUUUGGAAGCCACCCGUUACCAUCAGCAGGAUCUCCGCGCCCAGGCUGAAAUCGCUUCCAAGGCUCAGCAGGAUUACGAGCAAGAGCUUGUGAAGCAUGCCGAAGCAGCCAAGCUUGUCCAGCAGCUUCGAGCCGAGCACAACGCCCUCAAGAGUGAAGCCGCAUCCCUGAAAUCCGAAGCCGACUCUGCCAAGGUUACCCUUGCCCAGAGUGAAAGCUCAUGGGAGGAUCGACGACAACAACUGGAGCAGGAGAUGGCGGAACUCAAGACACGCCGGGAGGAUGUGAACUCGCAGAACAAAAUUCUGCACCAGCAGUUGGAGGGCCUGACUGCCCAGGUCGCAGCGCUCCAGCAGAAGCGAGGUGACCAGGAUGAUGAGGAUGAAAGGAUGUCACCCGUCCCUGUGGGAGACGCCACCGAAGGUCUCCGCGAGCUCAACAGCUACCUCCGACGAGAGAAGGAGAUUCUCGAGGUUCAGUAUGAUCUCAAGGCUCAAGAAUCCAAGCGACUUCAACAGCAACUCGAAUACACCCAAACUCAGCUCGAUGAGGCACGCCUCAAGCUCGACCAAGAGCGCACACAGACCGCUCAAAGUGGCCGAACAUCGAUGACCCACCAGGACCUCAUGGAAAAACUGAACGAGCUCAACAUCUACCGUGAAAGCAGUAUGACACUGCGGAACGAGAACCAGCAGCUUAAAGAUGAGAUUGGAGAGAAGAACAAAAAGAUUGAGGAGAUGGAGGCACGAACUCACCCCUUGGAAGCCGAAAUCGACACCCUUAAGACUCAGAAGUCUUUCCUCGAGGAUGAGAUCAAGCAAAUCCAGGAAGACCGUGAUCGAUGGCAGAAGCGCACUGAGGGUAUCCUCACCAAGUACGGACGAGUCGACCCCGCUGAGAUGGAACAGCUUAAGGAGAAGAUCACAGAGCUGGAGUCGGAACGAGAUACGCUGAAGCAAGGCGAGGAGCCUCUGAAGGCCAAGCUCACUGAACUGGAGACCAGCAUGGAGACUGAACGAAGCAAUUGGUCUGCCACGCGUGCCAAGAUUGUUGAACAGGCCAAGGAGCGAUCAAGAAAACUUACAGGAGAGAAGAAUGAGGCCCUUCAACGUGUCAAUCAAGUCCAAGAGAGCUUGGACAAGGCUAACGCCGAACUUGAGGGCGUUAAGAAGGAGGUAGAUGAGUCCAGGAACCAGAAGUCUGAGCUUGAACAACAGAUCCAGAACUUCCAGAAGGAGGUCGAGCAACUCCGCCAACAGGCCCAGACUACUCAGUCUGCCCCCACUCUUGCGCAGCCAGCCGAUGCUUCCGCUUCGUCUGAGGUCGUUACUCAACUCGAGCAGCAGCUGGCUGACGCUCGCAGGGAACUCGACGCAAUCAACGGGCAGAAGCAAGGUGCUGAGCAACAACUGGAGUCGCUUCGUACUGAGCUUCAGACCGCUAUCUCUGAGCGCGAUGAUAUAGCCAAGAAGCUCCAGGAAGCAACCGAGGCCGCUGCUCAAGCCGCGGAGGUUGCACCCAAGGCUGCUCCUCAGACCACCGAGCAAGCCCCUGCUGCGUCUGCAACUGGCGAAGCAACCGAGGUGCCCUCUGGUGGUAUUUCCGACGAGGAGAAGAAGGCCUUGGAACAGAAGAUCGCCGCUGCUGAAGCCAAGGCAGCCGAGUACGAACAGAAAGCCAACGAGGUUGAGGCCAAGAUUCAAAGUACUAUCAAAGAACGCUCUGACAGAAUGCGAGACACUUUGAACAAUAAAUUGAAGGAGAGCCGACACAGAAUGGAGGAGGAGUUCAAGAAGAAGGAUGAAGAUCUCAAGCUCAAGUUCGAGCAAGAGAAGCAAAUCUGGCUGGCCGAGAACCCCACGGCCAAGCCCAAUGCAGCAGCUCCCAAGACGGAGCCAACAGAUCAGCCUCCCUCAACACCCGCGAAGGCCGAAUCCUCUGGUGUGCCUCCAACUCCCGCGUCUGUUGGACCCAGCGACCUGUCUCACCUUGAUGAUGCUGGCAUCCGCCAAUUCCUUGCCACUAAUCCUACGGUUAAGAACAUUGUUGCGGCCAACAUCAAAAAGAAGCUCGAGGUGGAAAGUUCCAAACUGAAGACAGAGUUGGAGACAAAUUUGAAGACGGAGUACGAAACCAAGAUUUCAUCAGCAAGAGAUCAAGCUCAGCUUAUGGAAUCUAAGAAAUCGACUCUGCGAAUCAACAUGGCUGAGAACAAGUUAAGAGCUGCUGCUGCCAAGAUCAACGUGGUUGAGAAGGCGGCCUCCGAGACACCCCAGAAGCCUGUCGUCGAAGUUUGGGAGGUGGCCAAGAUAGCACAAGCUCCUCCUCCUACACCUGCAGCAGCGAAGCCUGCUCCAGCCAGGCAGGGCUCAGUGGCUGGCGUACCCCCAUCCCCAUCGCCCGCAACACCUGCGAUAGGUGCCAAGGGUACCAAACCCACUCCAGCAGCCAAUACAGCAGCUACUCCAGCAUCGGCGUCAACUGAGGUGAAGCCAGCACAGGCUUCGGGCCCAGCAGCAAGCGGAAUUCCUGGUGCCAAGAACAACAACAACAACCCUUUUGCUGUUCCCGCCAACCCCACGACAGCAGCUGCACCAAACCCUUUCGCUGCUAAGAGCGAAGGCGGUGCGACUCCCGCUACUAAGGAAGGCCAGCCACAGGCACAGGCGCCACAGCAGCAACAACAAGCUCAGCCUCAGGGCCAGGGACAAGCUCAGCCGCAAGGCCAAACGCAAAAUCAACAGCCAGUGCGUUCCGGCAUUCCUAUGCCUCGUGGUGGCGGACGUGGAAGAGGUGGAGCUUAUGUCCCUCCAGGCCAGCGUGCAGCCAGUGGCACUCAAGAGGGCGCACAUGGCCAUGCUGGUCGUGGAGGCCGAGGUGGACGAGGAGGUGGACGUGGUGGCAUGAACCCAGGUGCCAACGAUUUCCAGCCUGGCAACAAACGGCCACGAGGUGACUCGGAGGUUGGCGGAGGAGCCAAGCGAGCACGUGGAGCGCACUGA
Molecule: messenger RNA, 6255 nt
Organism: Fusarium sp. VM40
Lineage: Eukaryota; Fungi; Ascomycota; Sordariomycetes; Hypocreales; Nectriaceae
Source: the annotation of a GenBank genome assembly